Molecule: messenger RNA, 2745 nt
Organism: Telopea speciosissima
Lineage: Eukaryota; Viridiplantae; Streptophyta; Magnoliopsida; Proteales; Proteaceae
Product: protein REVEILLE 1-like
Exons: 6
Coding region: 954-2477 (507 amino acids)
Molecular function (GO): DNA binding
Source: RefSeq, a predicted model, not a curated record
UCUGCUUCUUUCUGUCUCUCUCUUACACUUUACCUCUGUUUUCUCUGUUCUCUGCUGAAUCGGAGCUUUGAUUCUAGUUUCCCGGCGACAUUUGCAGAGACGGAGGAAAGACGGUUCGUUGCAAGACCAUUCAUUUGCUUCUUCUAGUGAUUCUCUUUCAAACAAACUUAAUUUCAUCUCUGCUGUAUCUUUUGAUCUCUUUUUACGGGAUUCCGUCUUGAGAGCUGUCUCUUCGCUUUACUGUUGUUGUAUCUUGUAGCCGUAAAGUGAAAGAUCACUUUUUGUUGUUCAAACUUUUUUUUUCCUUCAAUUCUCUGUUGAAGAAAGAAGGUUCUGGUUUGAAAAUUUUUUCUUCCAAAAAAGGAACAAGAAUUUGCUUGUGGUUGGAUUGAUUCCUGAAGUGGAACGAAAGGUGUCUGGGCGAUCUCGACUAUUGACGGAUCAUUUAUUUUUAGGGUUCCUGGGGAGAUUUUCUGUGAAGAAGUUGGAUUAGAAGAAAGAAGAUAGUUGAUUCUUUCAUUUGCCUCGGUGCUAUUUUUUUCAGAUCAAGAUUCACUCAGGAAGGAUGAUCCUUGGCUCUGUUCUCCCUGAGAAGAUGAAUUGGAUAAUGGGAAACGGGUUAUUCUGCUAUGGAUCUUUGGUGAACCUGUUCUUGUAGGUGAAUAAGUUCGAUUCGAGUUCCUCUGCCAAACUCCGAAGUUGUAGAGAAAUUGGGGUUGUAGGGACGGGAGGGUCUCAAUGUCAGUGUGAAAAGAAAUUUAAUUUAUGUAUUUUUUGGAGGCUCUCAGCUUGCUUUGCGCCUCCAAUUUUGCCGCCUAGAAGCCAUUGAAGAAGGUUAUAGAAGUUGAAGUCUCAGAGAUCUUUCGGGGCUCCUGUUUAAGCGCACUAGAUCUGUGUCUGUGGAGCGAAAAGGAAGUUUUUGAGUACUCAAGUAGCUAAAGAGCUCUUUAACUAUGGCCGUCCAGGAUGGUAAUGGAGAAACAUGUACACGUGCUGGUAACAUCAGUGGCAAUCCUGUUUGCGUGGAUGUUGGCACUCAAUUUGGAACUGGAGUCCAACUAAAGGAGAUGUAUCCCUCUGCAGAUGAAUUUGCACCCAAGGCGAGAAAACCUUACACAAUCACAAAACAACGAGAAAGAUGGACAGAGGAAGAACAUAAGAAGUUCCUGGAAGCUUUAAAGUUGUAUGGUCGUGCUUGGCGUCGGAUAGAAGAACAUGUGGGUACGAAGACUGCUGUUCAGAUUCGAAGCCAUGCUCAGAAGUUUUUCUCCAAGGUGGUACGGGAGUCAAGUGGCAAUAAUGCAGUCUCUGUGAAACCAAUUGAGAUUCCUCCUCCCCGGCCAAAACGGAAACCCAUGCAUCCUUAUCCUCGUAAACUAGUUGCUUCAGUCAAGAAGGGGAACUCAGUCCCAGAGCAACAAGAAAGGUCUCCAUCACCAAAUUUAUCAGUUACAGAACGAGUAAAUCAAUCUCCGAUGUCAGUUUUAUCUGCAGUUGGCUCAGAUACGACAGGGUCAUCGUCAUCAAAUUCACCGGAUGGUUGUGCUUCAUCAGUUUCAUCAGCUGCUGGCUCUAACACUAUCAAUUAUUUAUUCACUGAUCAAUGGAAUGGACACAUGCCGUCCACUUCAUUGGCGGAAGAUGAAAAUGGAUCUCCUUCAUCUGUCCUGGCGAAUGCUGCUCCAAUUCCACACGACCAAUCUUCCAUGGACCUUAAGAAAGUUGAUUUGGGAUCAAAAGAAAGUACUAAAGAAGAUACAACCUCAGAGGCACCCACGGUGUGUCUUAAGCUGUUUGGAAGGACAGUAUUAGUUUCGGACUCCCGCGGGCCAUGUUCUUCCAAUGUUGAAACUCGCAAAUCAUUGCCAUCUGAAAACUGUCAGGAGAAUCUUGACAGCAAUGAGGGAAAGCCCUUGCAGACUUCACAGUUGAAUGCAAUGCAGACAGAACUGUCCUUGGAGGAGGAGAACAAAAACCCUUGGACUCCUUGGGCCUCUGGAACUCUGCCAUUGUUCUACCCAGUAGACGCCGCCCCUGCUGCUGCUGUACUACCUUGUUGGGCAUUGUAUGGAGGUGUACCAUUCCCUUUUCUUCCUCCACAGAAUCCAAACUCAACUCAUACACCUCCAGAUUCCUGUGUAGAGGGAAUCUCAGAAGACAAAGAUAUUCACAAAGAAGGAUCUUGGACUGGUUCAAACACUGCAUCUGUGAAUGAUGUCGGCUUAGGGGACAGGAAUGGGGAUGUUGUUGAUUCUCAAAGUAGAGAACUUGAUUGUGACAAGGAGGAGAAAGAGCCAGGCUUGUUUUUCCGAUUGAGACCGAGUGAAACAUCAGCCUUCUCCCAGCCAAAAGCUAGCCCCUCUAAGUGCACAAAAGGGUUUGUGCCAUAUAAAAGAUGUAUAGCAGAAAGAGAUCCCUGCUCGGCAGUGACAAUUGGGGAAGAAAGGGAGGGACAAAAAAUCCGGCUAUGUUUGUAGCCAUCCAGUUGGGUGAUCUUCCCGUGCCCCAUAUCUUCCAUUGUUUUGCAGAAAUGUUUGGUUUUUUAACAGUUUGGGAGCUGAUUCGGGCAUCGGUGUUAAUAUGGACCAAGAUGGUUUCAGUGGUUUGAUAAAGUGAAGAAAUGAGAUGGAUGGGAGGUUGCCAAGGAACCUUCUCUGCAUCCUUGUAAAAUCGCAGUUCUUUUAUUUUUGUUCCCUUUAACUGUUUUAGAAGUAUAACUUCCCUUCCAUAGGGUCCUUUGCUCUA